AUGACGCGGAGGUGGUCGGAAGAAGUCACGCAUCAUGGAGAAACACCUCUAGCAAUAUCCGCUCCAGACCAGCUCAGUUCUAUCAACAUCAAUAUCAACCGCCGAUUUCACCCUACCAGUGCGCUAAACACUCAAAUAAUGGAGGGCCUGUUCUUCAACAUACAUUCAGGCUAUGUGGAGGGUAUCGUUCGAGGGUACCGCAACAGCCUCUUAACAAGUUCAAACUACUCAAAUCUUACUCAAUGCGAGACCCUGGAGGAUCUCAAAUUACAACUCACACCUUCCUAUGGAGAACAGCUUGCCAAUGUUGCAUCCCCAUUCCCGACAUCAACCAUCGCUGCCAAAGCUACGGAAAAGCUCGUCCAAGACUUUCGGUAUCUACGAGCCCAAGCAACUGGAGCACUUGCCAAAUUUAUGGACUUCCUCACUUAUUCCUACAUGAUCGACAAUGUUGCGUUGCUUAUUACAGGAACUCUACAUGAACGGGAUACGAAGGAUCUUCUAGAGCGAUGUCAUCCACUUGGCUUCUUCGAAGGACUCCCUGCGCUUUGUGUCGCCUCGAAUAUCGAAGAGCUGUAUAGUAUUGUUUUGGUCGAAACUCCGCUAGCGCCCUUUUUCAAAGACAACCUUCGGUCUGCAGACCUUGACGAGCUCAACAUUGAAAUAGUCCGGAAUACCCUCUAUAAAAGUUAUUUGGAGGCUUUUCAUGAUUUCUGCACGACAGACCCAGCGCUUUCCGGGACCCCCAGUGCAGAACUGAUGUCAGAUAUUCUUGGCUUCGAGGCUGAUAGAAGAGCCAUCAACAUUACAUUAAACUCUUUCGGGACGGAACUGUCUAAAUCCGACCGUAAGAAGCUAUAUCCCGAGAUUGGGAAGCUUCAUCCAGAGGGAACCUUAAUGUUAAGCCGAGCAGAUGACCCGGAAGCCGUACGAUUGGCGAUAGAGAUAGUCGGCGAAUACAGAUAUUUCUUUGACCAGGGUGGAAUUGGGCAAGGUGGUGGUGGAAUUGGGGGGGGUACACAAAAGAGCCUUGAGGACAUUUUUUACCAGAAAGAAAUGGAAUUAGCGAAGGGUACUUUCACUCAUCAUUUCACUUUCGCUGUGGUCUAUGCAUGGCUCAAAUUACAAGAACAGGAGAUACGGAAUAUUACAUGGAUCGCCGAGUGCAUAGCCCAAAACCAAAAGGACAGAAUUGGCAACUAUAUAAGUGUAUUCUAG
Molecule: messenger RNA, 1218 nt
Organism: Orbilia oligospora ATCC 24927
Lineage: Eukaryota; Fungi; Ascomycota; Orbiliomycetes; Orbiliales; Orbiliaceae
Exons: 3
Coding region: 1-1218 (405 amino acids)
Biological process (GO): vacuolar transport; proton transmembrane transport; vacuolar acidification
Cellular component (GO): fungal-type vacuole membrane; proton-transporting V-type ATPase, V0 domain; vacuolar proton-transporting V-type ATPase complex
Molecular function (GO): proton-transporting ATPase activity, rotational mechanism
Source: RefSeq, a predicted model, not a curated record